CAUUGAUCUAUUUUUGUCGUUGUUGGUGUGAUUUUAAGAUACUAUUACAAAUGCAUCCUUUAAGUUUAUCUCUGCAGUCAAAGCCGUCAUGAAGAGAAUUACUGUAUUUCAAAAUGGCAUACCAGCAGACGGGAGGUUGCUGCUUGUGCCACCGACUCAAACACUUAAAGAACUUUUAGAAGAAUGUGGCCAAAAAUUUGAUUGUGAUGGCAAAAUUUUGUACACAGCCAAAGGGGCAGUGCUAGAUGACAUCGCUUUUGUCAGGGAUGAUGAUGUUUAUUAUCUCUCAGAUGGAAAACCUUUCAUAAGUCCGUCCAAGUCAGGAGUUGUGUUUCGUCCACGAUCAUUUUCCUCUAUUAGCCCUAGAAAUGAUUGCAAGCGACACUCUCGUCUCCCUAAUGAAGGGACUACAAAUAAGUGUACUUGUAGUAGCUCAGAAUGGGUGACUCUCAAUGUUGGUGGCAGAAUGUUUACCACAACCAGGAGUACCCUUACACAACAAGAACCAGAAAGUAUGCUUGCCAGAAUGUUUUGUGAUGAAGAUCAGUGGUACAGCAGCGUAGAUGUUACUGGAGCUUAUUUGAUUGACAGAAGUCCCCGAUAUUUUGAACCAAUCCUCAACUACCUCCGACAUGGUCAACUUAUCCUUGAUAAAGACAUUAAUCCAGAAGGUGUCCUAGAAGAAGCAAAGUUUUUUGGUCUGACUUCUUUGAUGGAAAAUCUGGAAGAUGUCAUUGAGAAAAACCAAGUACCAGAUGAUAGCACACCGAUCACAAGGAGAGAAUUUGUUCUGCGACUGUUAUCCACCCCCACCAAUAAGGAACUUCGAUGUCAGGGUAUGAAUUUUACAAAUGCAAAUCUUUCCAAACUGGACUUGAGAUAUAUCAACUUCAAGUACGCUGUUCUCAAGAAUGCCAAUCUGAGUGGAGCAAAUUUAUCCUACUGUAAUUUUGAGAGGGCGGAUUUGUGUCAUGCUGUUCUUGAUUCUGCUAACUUGCUGGGAGUGAAAAUGCUCUGUGCAAAUAUGGAAGGCACUUCAUUAAAGGGAUGCAACUUUGAGGACCCUGCAGGAAGUCGUGCCAACAUGGAAGGUGCACUAAUGAAAAGUGUGAAUUUGGAAGGAAGUCACAUGGCGGGUGUGAAUUUGAGAGUGGCAACAUUAAAGAAUGCUAACUUACAGAACUGUGAUCUCAGAGGGGCUGUAUUAGCUGGGGCAGAUCUUGAGAACUGUGAUAUGUCUGGUUGUGAUCUACAAGAAGCAAACCUGCGAGGGGCCAAUUUGAAGGGGGCUGCACUCAAGUUGAUGUUAAAUCCUCUCCAUAUGGCCCAGGCUGUGAGGUGAAAGGUUAAACAAAAAGCAGGAACUUUAAUCACAGUUAAUUGGCAAAGAAAGUGGAUCCAGUCGUUGAUUUAAUCAUAGAUAAGUCAGGAACAGCAAAAAUAUUUUUUGAAUCAAAAAAUAUUUGGCUAUUUAUUAAAAGUAAGAAGUGAUUUUGUUUAUAUUUAAAUAAAAUGAGCUUAUUUAAAGAGCAUUUUUAUGUGAAAAUUUAAUUUGACCAUGUUUUGAUCUCAGAAAAUUAUUAAAAAC
Molecule: messenger RNA, 1588 nt
Organism: Saccostrea echinata
Lineage: Eukaryota; Metazoa; Mollusca; Bivalvia; Ostreida; Ostreidae
Product: BTB/POZ domain-containing protein KCTD9-like
Exons: 12
Coding region: 89-1342 (417 amino acids)
Biological process (GO): protein homooligomerization; intracellular signal transduction
Molecular function (GO): protein binding
Source: RefSeq, a predicted model, not a curated record